Bipolaris victoriae FI3 is the source of this 312-nucleotide messenger RNA. RefSeq lists its product as hypothetical. The transcript has 3 exons. NCBI's taxonomy places the organism in Eukaryota, Fungi, Ascomycota, Dothideomycetes, Pleosporales, Pleosporaceae. The record is from RefSeq and is a predicted model, not a curated record. The coding region runs from base 1 to 312 and encodes 103 amino acids.
AUGAACAUUACUUAUCUUGCCUUACCUCAUUCUGUUAUUCGACCAGCCUCUGCAUCGAAAAAGGAGCGCUUCCAUACUCCCGGGUAUGGAGCACAAGUCCCGCUCAUUGGUCCCCACAUGUCCGUUUUCUUAUCAGCCCCGAGCAACAUAACACGAUUAGUCUCACCAACCCGCAUGCCUCGUUCCACUCCCUGGCUUCAAUGCCGGCAUAGAUUUUUCUCUACAUUGUAUGGGGCGUAUAUGCAACGGCAUCUAGCUGCUGCUGCCACUUUCCGAUCGCUUAGCAUAUGUAUUUACGUGAAGGGGGCAUAA